UUUUUUCAGCUUACAACAUGGGACUGUGGGCAGAAACCAAUAUGUCAGACGCAAACAACAUUGCUAUGGAGAAAAACAUAAGCAUAACUGCAGAAAACAGAAGCAGUUCUGAUUUUGACUGGACAACAACCAAGCUUCCAGAGUGGGCAAUUGUCACUGACAUUACAAUGGAAAUCAUACUUUCAGUAUUUGUUGCUAUUAGCAAUGGACUGGUAUUUCUUAUAUACAAUAAGAAUCGAAGUAUCAGGACAAUCACAAAUAGACUAGUGCUUCAUUUGGCAAUGGCUGACGUUCUUGUAGCAGUACCAAGUAUAUUUCCAUUUGACAUAUUAACCAAUCACUUUCCAUAUUUCUUUAAUAACAUGCCGGAGACAUUGUUAACAAUAUGUUGCUAUUGUAGAGUGCUGUUUGGCUCUGGUGCGGGCUUCAUGUCAUUCAUGAUGUUAUCCUCAAUUGCGAUAGAGAGAUACACGAAAAUUGUGCACCCAUUUUUCUACUCAAGGGUAAUGAGAAAGAAAAGAAAUAUGACAAUCUGGAUAAUGUCUGUUUGGGGUUACACAGUAUUGGUUGCUGUAUUACCGACAUUGAUCUGGGGACUCGCACGAUCCAAAAAAUGUUUAUUUAUUCAUUCACUAGGCUCUGAGCAUAGAAAAAUUCUUCAGCUCCACAUCCUAGCAAAUCUCAUCAUUAAUUCAGUGCUUGGUGUGCUUAUAAUAAGACAUAUCAAGUUGAAUCAAAGAAAGGUCACACCUAAUCAGGAUGAACAGAAAAAUGAAAUGUCUGAUAUCUUAGGUCAGUCAAACCCAACACCUUCCACAUCAAGAGAAUGUAAAAAAUCUAAAUACUCCCAGCAAAAAAAUCAUCAAAUGCAGUGUUCUCAUAGUGUUAAAUCAGAUGAGCGAAGUGUUAAAAAAAUUCAAAAUACGACACCAUAUGAAGAAGCUGAACAAAUCAAAGUGAAAUCUAAACUCACCAAACAAGCCCAGAAAAGAAAAAAUACUAAAUCUGGAGGAUCAACUAAGGGAAAUUUUGACUUAACAAUAAAGGAUCGCCGUAUAACAAGAUCCAUGGGAAUAAUCAUGAUAGCUUCUUGGACGUGCUGGCUUCAAUGGUUAAUUGUUACAUCAAGUCUGUUGAAUGGACGUGUCCAAACUAAAUACACAUAUUAUGCCAUUAAAGUAUCUCAGUAUAUUGCAGUUCUAAAUUCUGCCAUUAAUCCUUGGAUUUACAGCCUUUGUCAAAAGUCAAUAAAAGAUGCCGUGAAACAAGUCUUCAUGAAGGCUCACUCGAAAAAUGCCAUAGCAACAAUUGCAACUAUAAGUAAAGAUGAUGAUGCAACAAUUGAGCAUUCAGGAGAACAUUCUGAAGGACAUAACCCUACAUGUGGGAUACAGCACAACAAUAUAGACAUUGAAGUGAACUUGAAUUCAGAUAUAUUGAAUUCAGCUUCAACUACACUUGCCCAAAAACAGGAGACAAAACAAAACUAUCCAAAAGGCCAAUGUGACAUUUCCACAAAUGAUGACAAUAAAGACAAAACACAUAAAAGCCGUUCUAAUAUAUAUAACAUUGAUAUACAAUCAGAUGAAUUUACAUCGGACAAUCUUGUUUAGGUUUAAGGAGAUUGCAAAAAUCCUCACUUUUUAGAAUUGCAGAAGUAAAAUGGUCUUAUGGUGCCUUUUAGAAUAGACUUGAUGCAAGUAGAAAUAAUAUUGGUUUAAGUCAUUAAAUAUUUAAAAAAAUAGGACCCACGGUCCUGUGCUCACACAGUUUGGAACCUUCAGAGGAAUGCAUAUCCUGACUUUCAAACAAAAAUAUUGAUUCGGAUUUGUAGUCUCGAACUUUGAGAAACUUAGACAGCACAGUUGUGUGACCUAGUUUGAUGACCUUUGACCUUGAAAAUUUUACUUAUUUAGAGCUCAGUAAGGUCUUUCGUGAUUAAGCUGAUUACCCUUUGCAUUCGUUUGACUUCACUUCUUAAAAGAGAGCUUCGUCUUCACUCUUUCAAACUAAAAUAAACCUGUGAACUCACCGCGCCAAUCAGUGUUCGUCGGCCAAAUUUGACCGACGUUCUAUAUAUGGUCAUUCUUUCUGACGUCAUCGUUGAGCCCGGAAUUGACCAAUGACAUGCACAUAUUUAAUUAGAAUGCAUUUGGCGUAUGUUUCUUCAAGCUCGCGGAUUGGUGGAAGAAAGGUCAGCGCGUAGGUCAAAAGUGAUUUAUAACCCAAACUGUCACCGGUACCCGUCGUGGGGGCGGGGCUACUAAACUGUAAUAUGGUAUCUACUAGGCAGAGUGUAGUUUAACUUGACUCUGCACGCAGGGUAUAAG
Molecule: messenger RNA, 2330 nt
Organism: Owenia fusiformis
Lineage: Eukaryota; Metazoa; Annelida; Polychaeta; Sabellida; Oweniidae
Source: the annotation of a GenBank genome assembly